Alternaria conjuncta is the source of this 900-nucleotide messenger RNA. RefSeq lists its product as uncharacterized. The coding region runs from base 1 to 900 and encodes 299 amino acids. The record is from RefSeq and is a predicted model, not a curated record. NCBI's taxonomy places the organism in Eukaryota, Fungi, Ascomycota, Dothideomycetes, Pleosporales, Pleosporaceae. The transcript has a single exon.
AUGUCCAGUCAGGAAGGCAAUCAAGCUGAUGCCACGAAUUGGAUCAUCAUCACGGAAAACGAGACGAAGAUGCAGAGGUUCUACGGUCCUUUCAGCAGCGACAAGGAACAUUGGGACAAGGAGGCAAAAGUUUUUGCCGAUCAGAUGCUAGAAGACCGUACCGAACCUACGGACCCCAACGUACGAGCCGAAUGGAAAGUCCUGAUGGUCAUCGCUGUCACAGCUGCGUUUUCAAAUCCUAGCUGGUCGCGGGGUUUUCCGAUAUGGACUGACAUUACCUCCUACGAAGGUAGUAAUUUCGACCUUGAAACGCAGACCAUCUCUCUCAACCAAGGGUUCCAGAAGGAUGCCGCGAUAGCCAUGAAGAAGCUCGCAGCAAGCGAGAAUAUGGACGAAUACCGACCUCCAAAUGAACCAAAAGCUACAUACGGAGAUGGAUUGAGGGUAUUUUACGUCAGCGUCAGAAAAGCCGAAAUGCGAUGGUUUGAAAAUCUAAUUAAACGAGACAUUGCGAAGGAUCCAGCCAAAUUCUCAUCUCCAUAUAUAAUGGGCGCGAAGGCGGCCGCCAGAGAAAAAUAUUAUUUGAACGACUCGAAUUGGCGCUUUGAUAAGUAUUUCGAACAACGCUCAAUUCCCUCCGAAAUAAAGGGCGGCGUCCAAGUCUUCGUAGACAAAGACAAGGCUAUAGAGUACGCGGAGGCGAAGGCGGGAGAGGCAAGAUUUACGUCUGAGAAAGAGCCCAAAAACCUGGGCGCGGAUCAAGUCGUAUAUGAGGUACCAUCUGAAGACGAGACUGUGGGGCCCUUACAAGGCCUGCCCAAGCAUUUCAUGCUUUACGCAAUCACCACUGCUCGUAUUAACAGAACUCAAAGAGUUGAGAAUUGGUUUGCGCUCUUCUAG